This is a messenger RNA of Macrosiphum euphorbiae (potato aphid), 270 nucleotides long. The record is from the annotation of a GenBank genome assembly. NCBI's taxonomy places the organism in Eukaryota, Metazoa, Arthropoda, Insecta, Hemiptera, Aphididae.
AUGGUGAAUACCAAUUUCCGUGAAUUGUGUGAUCCAAGACUUGGUGUUACUACGGCGAGUACGGCGUUGCGGACGAACGAUACACCCCCAGGAAAGUCUAAACGGAAUGAAAACAAAACGUGCGCUUGGCGGUCGUGGCUGCACUGCCGAUCGGCGCGGUCGCCAUUGUUCCGCGUGUACACCGCCCGCCGAUCGACUGCCGCCGUCGCCGUCGUCAAACGGUUGGAAUCGACCGACGCGGCGACGCCAAACACUUGGUUAAUGGUUUGA